Penicillium verhagenii is the source of this 1230-nucleotide messenger RNA. RefSeq names its product protein kinase. NCBI's taxonomy places the organism in Eukaryota, Fungi, Ascomycota, Eurotiomycetes, Eurotiales, Aspergillaceae. Gene Ontology annotation, biological process: protein phosphorylation; regulation of mRNA processing; spliceosomal complex assembly. The record is from RefSeq and is a predicted model, not a curated record. Gene Ontology annotation, molecular function: ATP binding; protein kinase activity. The coding region runs from base 1 to 1230 and encodes 409 amino acids. The transcript has 5 exons.
AUGCAAAGCCUCACUCGUCGACUGAGACAACUUGUUUUCGGGCGUCCGCCGUCCCCACCUCGAACAUUUUCUCAGGCAGGCACCAUUUUAGACACAAACGAUAAAGUGGAAGAGGAAAAGCAACUGGGCUACUCGCCGGAUCAAUUUUACCCUGUGAAGAUUGGAGAUGUCUUCCACUUGAGGUACCAGGUAAUCGGGAAGCUUGGCUAUGGUGGCCACUCUACAGUCUGGCUUUGUCGAGACCUGCAGCAACAUGCCUACGUUACAUUGAAAAUGUACGAACAUGAUUCUAGCAAUGGGCAAAGAGAAAAAGAGGUGUAUGAUCACCUCAGAACAAUCAAAUCAAGCCACACAGGCUCUAUUCUCGUCCGACGAGCCAUCGAUGACUUUAAAAUCAGUUGUGCGGAUACCAACUACUCCUACCAGUGUCUUGUGCAUCCUCCUUUAGCUAUGAGUCUUUGCGAGCUUCGCCACAGGGCCAUAGGAAAGGUGCUUCCAGAAGUCUUAGUGAAGCCAAUUUUGAUCCACAUCCUUCUUGCCCUUGAUUUCCUUCACACAGAAGCCAAAAUUGUCCACGCCGAUUUACAAGAAAAUAACAUCAUGCUUAGUGUGGAAGAUGAGUCAAUCCUGGUCGCUUUUGACGAAGCAGAAAGGUCUAGCCCUAGUCCCCGCAAAAUUGUUGAUGAUCGGGUGAUCUAUCUAUCCCGAGGUUUAGAGAUUCCAAAGGUGCAUGGUCGCCCUAUUUUGGCCAACUUUGGAGAGGCUCGCUUUAGCUCGAGUUUAGGGACGCAAUGGGAGGAUAUCCAACCUUUAAUUUACCGUGCUCCAGAGGUUCUAUUACGGAUGCCAUGGGAUGAAAAAGUCGAUAUAUGGAACUUAGGGGUCUUGGCUUGGUAUCUUUUUGAGAAAAGCCGUCUCUUCCAUGCUCGCGAUUCAAAGGGAAAUAUCUCAGACAGCCACCACCUUGCUGGGAUGAUAGCAAUUAUGGGUGCACCACCGAAAGGAAUGCUUCAAAACAGUGAGUAUGCUCACAAUUUCUUUGACAGCGAUGGCAACUGGAGAGGUAAUGCGAAAAUUCCCUCCAUAUCUUUUGAGACACUGGAAGGAAAUUUGCGUGAUACACGACAAAGAUCGUUUCUCUGCUUUAUGCGGAAGAUGCUUCAGUGGAAGCCGGAAGAUCGGGAUUCUGCGAAAGAGUUACUGGCAGAUCCUUGGUUGAAGUCGAGUUGA